Messenger RNA from Prunus avium (sweet cherry), 692 nucleotides. NCBI's taxonomy places the organism in Eukaryota, Viridiplantae, Streptophyta, Magnoliopsida, Rosales, Rosaceae. The record is from RefSeq and is a predicted model, not a curated record.
UUUUCUCUGAUGACAUGACGAUGAUGUUGUGGAAGUUGAUGAGACGGGGAUAGAUGGGCCAUGGCCUGAAAACAAUGAGGUUUCGAAAGGCAACCGAUCAACAACAAUAUUACCCAAAACUAGUUCGCAAACUAUGAUAAGCGAACUUCAAACUAGGACUGGUUUUGACUCAUGCUAGUGGAGCGGGUUGGAAUCCAACUUUAGGAACUAUUACACUAGAAGAUGAUGCAUGGAAAAGCCUUUCUAAGAUUCAAAAAGAAAGGUUGCCCCCACUAUCAGAAGUUGAUUAAAAUCUUUGGGGAUACAACAACAACUGGAAAACAUGCUCAUCCCUCAACCAAACCUUCCUCAGAUUCAGCAACUGGAAAACAUGCGUUGUCUUCUAUGAUUCAAGUGUUUUCUGAGACAUCAAAGAAGAGGAAUGAAAUACUUGAGAAAAGAUUUGUUGGCUCUUCUAAAUCGCAUGGUAAUGAUGAGGUUCAAUCAACUGUAAGGGAUGCUGCGAAAAAAGAAUUGAUGGAAUGUUUGGAAAUUUUGAAUAACAUGGAGGAUAUUGAUGGUGAAAGUGUUACUUGGAGAAGCAUGUUUUUGCGUAUGCCUGAUAGGAGAAAGAAAGAGUUUAUCUAUAGCCUUUGAUUUGGAUGUUAUUUUGUGCUUGCUUUGUUAUUAGUAACAUAUUACAAAAAUGCUAU